This is a messenger RNA of Triticum urartu, 542 nucleotides long. RefSeq names its product protein CURVATURE THYLAKOID 1B, chloroplastic. The record is from RefSeq and is a predicted model, not a curated record. NCBI's taxonomy places the organism in Eukaryota, Viridiplantae, Streptophyta, Magnoliopsida, Poales, Poaceae. Gene Ontology annotation, cellular component: thylakoid; chloroplast thylakoid membrane.
CGCCUCCUUCUGUAAAAGGCUCGCGAGGAACGUGGUGUCAAUGGCCGCCGGUGAGCCGGCCGCGCCGCUGGCCGACAACGCCGAGCUUACAGAGUUCUUCAACGGCUUGAAACAAGAGUGGGACAGAGUGGAGGACAAGUACGCGGUGCCCACGCUCGCCGUCGCCGCCACGCUCGGCAUGUGGAGCGCCGGCGGAGUAGUAUCGGCAAUCGACAGGCUCCCCGUGGUUCCAGGUCUCAUGGAGGUCGUUGGCAUUGGUUACAGCGGGUGGUUUGCGUACAAGAACCUGCUAUUCAAGCCCGACAGGAAAGCGUUCUUCGCUAAGGUCAGGAACAUUUACGAGGAUAUAAUCAGCGGCUAGACGAUGAAGCACUUGAAAAGGUGCAUCCCAGUUGAGAGAAGCACAAAGUACUCAAAACGGAGACGUGCAAUUACUGUAUAUCUGUACUAUAUAUUUGAGCAUAGCAUCUAAUAUAAUCCUUACUCAAUUGUAUAUCUAAAUAAGUUGGACAUAUUGACGCAAAAAACUUUUGAUGUGUUUA